AGAGGGAUGGAGGCGGCGGCCGAAGCGGACGGCCCCGGAGGGGACUUCGCCGUGCCCGGCUCGCCCCGCAGCUCCCCGGCCGUGCCCGGCCCCACCCGCCUGCGCGCCUUCCUGUGGUGCCGGGAGUUCCUGGGCGGGGCCUGGCGCCGACUGCCCGCCCCCGAACACCUCGCCAUCGCCCCCGUCAGCGGAGGGCUGAGUAAUCUCCUAUACAAAUGCACCCUGCCGGAUCACAUUGUGACUGCGGAGGACGAGCCGCGGCAGGUUCUGCUGCGUGUCUACGGGGUCAUCCUCCAGGGCGUUGACUCGCUGGUUCUGGAGAGUGUCAUGUUUGCCAUCCUGGCGGAGCGGUCUCUGGGGCCACGUCUCUAUGGCAUCUUCCCACAAGGGCGCCUGGAGGAGUACAUCCCGAGUCGCCGCCUACUCACUGAGGACUUGCCAGACCCCAGCAUCUCAGGGGAGAUUGCUGUGAAGAUGGCACGUUUCCAUGGCAUGGUUAUGCCUUUCAACAAGGAACCAAAGUGGAUGUUUGGGACCAUGGAGAGAUACUUGAAGCAGAUCUCCGAACUCACCUUCCCCCAGGAGCCUCAGCUGAAGAAGCUCAACAAGCUCAAGGCCUACAAUCUGGAGGCGGAAAUGCGCAGCCUCAGGGCUCUCCUGGAGGCCACUUCCUCCCCAGUGGUUUUCUGCCACAACGACGUGCAAGAAGGGAAUAUUCUGCUCCUGGCUGGGCGCGAGGACCUCUCCUCCGACCGCCUCAUGCUGAUUGACUUCGAGUACAGCAGCUACAACUACAGGGGUUUCGACAUCGCCAAUCACUUCUGUGAAUGGGUCUACAACUACUCGCAUGACCAGUGGCCUUUCUACAAGGCCAGCCAGGAAAACUACCCCAGCCGCCCCCAGCAGCUGCACUUCAUCCGGAGCUACCUGUCGGAGGCCAAUGGGAAAAGCGUCCCCCCCUCCCCAGAAGAGCAGGAGCACCUCGAGGCGGAGAUGCUGCUGGAGAUUAGCAGGUUCACGCUGGCCUCCCACUUCUUCUGGGGCCUGUGGUCCAUUGUGCAGGCCAAGAUCUCAACCAUCGAGUUUGGCUACCUGGAGUAUGCGCAGUGCCGCUUUGAGGCCUACUUCCAGCAGAAGGCGCUGUGUGAGUGACCCCUCCCUUCCCCAGCAGGGCCUCCUCGUCCUCUCUGGGUUGGCCGGCUGGUGGAAUCGCCUGCACCGUGGACCUCAAGGGACAUCAGCGUGGACCAAUCGCCUUGAAGGCAGCCCGGCUG
This is a messenger RNA of Heteronotia binoei (common prickly gecko), 1274 nucleotides long. It is a transcript of the gene CHKB, whose product is annotated as choline kinase beta. Gene Ontology annotation, cellular component: cytoplasm. Gene Ontology annotation, molecular function: choline kinase activity; ethanolamine kinase activity. Gene Ontology annotation, biological process: CDP-choline pathway; phosphatidylethanolamine biosynthetic process. The transcript has 11 exons. The coding region runs from base 7 to 1152 and encodes 381 amino acids. The record is from RefSeq and is a predicted model, not a curated record. Lineage: Eukaryota; Metazoa; Chordata; Lepidosauria; Squamata; Gekkonidae.